Molecule: messenger RNA, 3703 nt
Organism: Sphaerodactylus townsendi
Lineage: Eukaryota; Metazoa; Chordata; Lepidosauria; Squamata; Sphaerodactylidae
Gene: DBNL
Product: drebrin like
Exons: 14
Coding region: 125-1576 (483 amino acids)
Biological process (GO): regulation of actin filament polymerization; positive regulation of dendritic spine morphogenesis; postsynaptic actin cytoskeleton organization
Cellular component (GO): plasma membrane; postsynaptic membrane; cortical actin cytoskeleton
Molecular function (GO): actin filament binding
Source: RefSeq, a predicted model, not a curated record
CAGCAGCAGCAGCAGCAGCGGGGAGCGCAGGUCUCCUCAGCGCCGCGCCAGGCCGGGCGGAGUCGGAAGCCGGCCAAGGUUGAGCCCGCGGUUGAGGGGAGGCGGCGGCGGCGGCGGCUCCUCCAUGGCGCUGAACCUGAGCAAAAACGGACCGGCGCUGCAGGAGGCCUAUGGCCGGGUCGUGGCCUCGACGAGCCCCACUGACUGGGCUCUAUUUACCUAUGAAGGUAACAGCAAUGACCUCAGAGUGGCUGGCACUGGAGAUGGUGGUCUGGAGGAGAUGGUGGAAGAACUCAACAGCGGGAAAGUGAUGUAUUCUUUCUGCAGGGUGAAAGACCCCAACUCCGGCUUGCCCAAAUAUGUGCUUGUCAAUUGGACUGGUGAAGGUGUUAACGAUGUGAGAAAGGGAGCCUGUGCCAACCAUGUCAGCACUGUAGCGAACUUCUUAAAGGGUGCUCAUGUGACAAUAAAUGCUCGGGCUGAGGAGGAUGUGGAGCCCGAUGUUAUCAUGGAGAAAGUGGCCAAGGCUUCGGGAGCAAACUACAACUUUCACAAAGAAGGCAGCAGGUUUCAGGAUGCAGGUCCUCAAGCUCCAGUGGGAUCUGUCUACCAGAAAACAAAUGCCUUGUCUGAGAUCAAGAGAGUCAGUAAAGAUAACUUCUGGGCCAAAGCGGAGAAAGACGAGGAGAAUCGCCGGCUAGAGGAGAAAAGAAAAGCUGAAGAAGAGCGUCAGCGUCUGGAAAAAGAACGGCGAGAACGCGAAUUGCAAGAAGCAACUUUACGUGAGCGUAGAUUUAAGGAGCGAGCCAAUGAAAUUGAUGCUCAGAAGAAAUUCCAGCAACAACAGGAAAUGGAAUCAAGGGAUAAAGAGAAACAGCAAUGGAAGGAGCAGGAAGAAGACCACAACAGGUCGCAGAGAAGUUUCCGAAGGAGUGAGUCUGUGGAGAAGGCUCAGGAAGCAGCAUCACUGAUAGCCCAAAGAUCAACGAAUCCCCGGGAAAUCUUCAAGCAAAAGGAGCGGUCCAUGUCCACCGAAGCAGCAGCCGUCAAUUCUCAAACAGGCAAGUUACGGAGCCCUUUUCUGCAGCAGAACAGCCAAUCAGAAACUCCUGUGUCUCCCAUCCGUCCUCCUGUGCAAGAUGUCCACCCUCCUGUUGUUCAUUCAUCUGUACAUGACACACCUCCAGUCUCCCCUGUUCCUGAAUGUGGUGAUUUGAUCAGGCAGGAUAAUUACAAGUCGGCUCCACCCGUCUUCCAACCAGAGGAAGAACAAGACGCUGUGUAUGAAGAACCCCCUAGCGAACGAGUUAUCUAUGAUGAACCCCCGCAGGAACAGACUGAAGACACUAAUUAUGACUAUGCUGAUAACUACCAGCAGAACCUAAACCUGGAAGGAAAAGGUUUAUGUGCUCGAGCGCUGUAUGACUAUCAAGCUGCUGAUGACACAGAGAUCUCUUUUGAUCCCGAGAACAUUAUCACCAGCAUUGAGAUGAUCGACGAGGGCUGGUGGCGUGGUUAUGGUCCAGACGGACACUUCGGGAUGUUUCCUGCCAAUUACGUGGAGCUGAUUGAAUAGGCAGCCGGCCUGUGCCAGAGGAAGGAUGCAAGCAAUACCUAAAAAGAAGAGCUCUGUGCAAUCUGAUUCUUCAAGUUGAAAUUGUACGGCUUACCAGAGUGAAGUGCCAUUUCUGCGCUCCCUUGUCUCUGGAGCAGCAUCCACAACUCCCUGAUGAAGCAGGACUCUUCCUUCGCCUUCUUUUUGUUUUCUGUAACUGGCAUUUACAGUUGGAGAUAGGAAACCAACCUUGGCAGUGAAUAAUACUUCCGUUUUUUGAGGGAGUGGGGAAUCUUUUGGGGAUAGAGGCAUUAGCCGAAAAAAAUCUCUCCAGACAUACUCUCUGACCUUCACUAUGGAGUAUUUAUAAGACGAGGAAGGGCUUAAUAACAGAAACAGUGGAGCUUAUAAAGUACAAGCCUCCUUCUUAUUCCAUCUUCCAAUAUAGCGCAGGGGGACAUCUUGAAAAAUACCUACGUGACUUAGGAGCCUGUUUGUAAUUUAUCACCGAGAUUCAGGUUGCAUUCUGCAGUCUAAUUAUUCCAGAUCACUUCCUUGGAGGGAAGCUGGUUGCAAUUUGUAGCUUUUAGAGAAAUGCAACUCAGAGCAAGCCUUAUAUGGAAAUAAAUGAAUUAUACGACAGUUCUGCAGUACUCUUGUGCAGUUCCCUUCCAUUUGAACAGAAUAGUCAGGCAGUGGGAGAAGAUUACACCUUUAGACUUCUCAACGGUUUGUGUGAGGACCAAGUUUGCCUGGCUUUUAAAUUUUAAUGUAUUUGUCGUUCUCUCCUUUUGAUUUCAAGCAGGAACCUCACUGUACAGUUUCUUCAGAUAUGACAUUAGGUAUAAAUACCAUCAGUGCAGGCAAUAAACUAAUGCCCUGGAAGCUGUAUUAGCUUUGAACUGUGGUGUACAUUGAUCUAACUGUAAUGCUGUAUAUGUUGAAUGCAUGUGUGGGGUGUGCUGAGUGAUUUGAUCAGUAUAGGAGGACCUUGAUUUCUGCAUUAUCUUUCCUGGAUUUUAAAAGCCUUUUAUAUUGUUGAGAUAUAAUUUGGAUACCCGCACACUCCAGUAAUGAAGUAAAACAGAAUAUAAGCAACCUCUGGCCGCUGAACACAGUAAUUAUGCCAGUUCGUGUGAACAGUUUGCAUCAUUCUGUCUGACAUCCAUUAAUCGUAUUAAUCUGGUAAAAGUCAUUUGUGGUGCAUGUGUGGAUUCAAAUACUAUAUUUUAAAUAGGUUCUGUCAGACUCUCCAACUAGCACCUGUCCUUCAUAGUAAACUGAACACAUGUAGUUUACAAUUUUAAUUCAGCUAAUUUUUUUACAUUCCAUUUUUGUCUCUUGUGAAGGCAGCUUGGAUGAGAUUCUCAAGAAAUUUUUAAAAAACAUUUCCUAUGUGGAUAUUUGGCAUGGGGAAUUGAUUUUUUUUAAUAAAGGAGAAUCUUGCAGAUUGUUUGAGAGGGCCAAAUGAAUGGUCCUGCCAGGCUGAAUUACAUUAUCCCUUGCCUUAUGCAUAAUGUGAUGAUUGUUAUGGAAAUAAAGAGUUCCUAACAUAGCUGUUUGAUAAUCUCAUCCAACUAGUUUUCCUUUAAUGGCACAUAAGAAAACGAUGUUUUUAUAAGAUUGUGAUCUGUUUUCAGAAGUUGACUGUUUCAUUCCUCCUUUCUUUCCCAAUCGGGGAAGCUAAACCUGAAGUAUUCAUUCACUUUCUAAAUCUGGUUGCUGUGCUGUCCUUUCUACUCCCACCCCACUGAUCUCCAGAUGUGCUGUGAACCUUUGAAAAGCACUCUCCAUGCUAACCCACUACAUAAUUAAAAAUCAAUAUGGGACCUCCCUCCCUCAUGAAUGGAUUUCAUCCUGUGUAGUGUUUUGUGUUUCAAUUCCAUAUUCCCCUUCAGGAACAAUAAAAAGAGUUUUUGCUCAGAGAUAGCUGUGGUAAGCCAGCAGCCGCUUCCUAGGGAUUGUUGAGUGUUCCUUUUUAUUAGCCUUGUCAAUGAUCAAGCAGAAUCACUGUUGUUUACCCCAUCCCGCUUUUGUUCAAAUUUCCUUUUUGUCAGUCUUCUUCAAUGCACAGAAGUUUGGAGUGGAAAAAAAGCUUGUAUCAGGAUGAUCGGAAUAAUUAAAAUAAUAAAGUGAUUAUUAAAGUGA